AUUCGCUCGUUUAUAUGCAAUUUUCUCGCCCAGGAGCAGGGGUCACCUCCUCCUCUGAAUCUGUCCUCAUUUCUCUCCCCCUCGGAAGCUAGGGUUUUGGGGGCCUCACUGCGCUUGGGUCGUCCUCCGGCGCGUCGUCCUUCGCUGCACGCCAUCCUCCGCCGCGCCCUCCUCCGGCCGUCGCCCUCCUCUGGCCUGCCGUCCUCUGCCGCGCCCUUGACUGCGCGUCGCCCUCCUCCGGCCGGCCGUCCUCUGCUGCGCCCUCAUCCGCCGCUUGGCAUCCUCCGCCACCCCCUCGUCCGCCCGUCGCCCUCCUCCGCCCGUCGAUCUCCGUCUAUCCCGCCGGUCGCUGUCCGUCCGGCCAGGUCGCUGUUCAGCUCCUGCCACACAGCCAGCCUUCAUCCGCUCUUCCGGUUAGUGCGAAGAAUGCGAUGGAACAGGUGAGCCGAACAUUGAACCACAGUGAAACUGGACAACAAGUCAACAAUGGAGAACAUGCAGUAUGCAGAAGAACUUGUGAAGGAGUUUCUUCUGUUCAGAGGCUUCACAAGUACUCUGCAAUCAUACGAGUCAGAAUUGUCGACUGAGAUCGGAAGGAACUUUCAAGUAGAUAAGAUCCUCGAUUUGGUGUUCUCAGUGUAUAUACCAAAGUACCAAUUGGAUAGGCUGCAAGGCCUGUUUACCUUUCUUAAGCAGUGCUUCACUUCGCCUGCGGACGCAGAGCUUUUCUCAGCCCUUGCUAAAUUGGAGAUGUCGGUGUUACGGUAUUAUGUUGUCAAUGCUUUGAAAUCAGGAAGACAAGACAAAGUAGUUGAGUUCUUUGGUGCUAAUGGAAAUUAUCUGCUGCAGAAGCGUGAUGAUUGGCAGCCAUGGUUUGCUAUGCCAUAUAUCACGAGCCCAAGCUUGGAUCCACAGUUCCGUGUAUAUUUCUCCAAAGAAUGGUUGGACACUUUGAUUCUUUCAUUUAGAAAUUUUUUGAGUGGGAUAUUCAAUGGUCUUCGAAUUCCAGCCCUUCUAAAGAUUAGCACUGAAAAGAAUACCAUUAAAUGCCUCAAGAAUGACAUGAAGCAAUUAAAUAACAAAUUAUCGGAGCUACAAGCAUUGUUAGAGAUGAAGGAGGCUGAAAUAUCUCAGUUGAGAAGGAAUGGUACUGGUGUUGAUUUGGGGAACAUGAAUGUUCGCAACGCUAGUGUAGCUGACUCAUCUCUUGAAGGACACAAUAUUCCAGGAGUCUCUGAAGAAUCCUCAGCUUCAGGUAGCACUGCACAGGGUUCUGAUUCACAGUCUUCGAGCUCAGUGAAAUCUUCUACAAGAGAUGAGAAAUUGCACAAAUCUUCUCAGAUAAACAAUGCAGAGAACGAGCAUAUUUUGGUGACAGAGGACGACUUUCCAGAAGUGAAAGUGGAUUUUCAGGAAACAUUUUUAGGCCAUAACAGUUCAAUUAGUUGCUGUCGAUUUUCUGCAUCUGGAUCAAAUAUUGCCAGUUCUUCCGUUGAUGGUACAGUGAGAAUCUGGACAUAUGAUUCAUCAACACCAUCAUCCAAAAAUGCCACUAUAUACUGUGGGUCUGAAGUCAGUGCUCUUUCUUGGGAAUGCAGAUCUGACCGCUUGCUGCUCAUAGGCACAGCUAAUGGAGGUAUUAAAGCUUGGAAUGCUGAUGCAAAGAGAGUUGUUUGCGACCUCAGUACAUCAAGAGACUUUCCCAGUGUAUUAGAUUUGAAGUGUAGCCCUAUAGAACCUGUGUUUGUCUCUGCAGCUGCAUCGAGACGGCCUGGAUCAACUAUAUUUGACAGAACAGGAUUUGCUUCCUUGACUGUAUGGCAUAUGAAAACAUGGAAGCCUGUGACAGUCCUACCACUUGGUGAGGACCCACCUGCUAUUACUUCAGUUUGCUUCAAUCACAAUGGAAAGAUCUUGGCAGCUUCUGCAACAGAUGGAAUGAUUCACAUGUUUGACAUGUCUGCUGGUCUUCAAAUCACUGGAUGGCCUGCCCAUGAUUCUCCUGUCAGUUCUGUUCUUUUUGGGCCUGCUGAAACUAGCAUAUUUAGUUUGGGCUCAGAUGGAAAGAUUUUUGAGUGGAGCCUGCACAAUCAAGGUCAGAUUCCUUGGUCAAGAGACUGCAGUAGGUUUUGCAGCCCAGAGAGCUUUAACAAACAUAUGCAUGAGAUAGCAUUGGAUUCCGACGGCAAGAGGCUGUUGGUUACAUCAGGUCUUGUCCGGGCUCCUAUAUAUCAGGUACAAGGCCAUGAAAGUGGCCUGAGGACGCUUGCUCAUAGUGCAUCUAUUACAAGCGUGGAUUGGCACCCGACGCUGCCAAUGUACAUUACUGGGUCUGCAGACAAUUCUGUCAGGGUCACAUCCAUUCUAUGAUAUCUGCGACUGGCAGAUUGCU
Oryza brachyantha (malo sina) is the source of this 2392-nucleotide messenger RNA. Its product is annotated as WD repeat-containing protein 91 homolog. Lineage: Eukaryota; Viridiplantae; Streptophyta; Magnoliopsida; Poales; Poaceae. Gene Ontology annotation, molecular function: protein binding. The coding region runs from base 487 to 2370 and encodes 627 amino acids. The transcript is spliced from 17 exons. The record is from RefSeq and is a predicted model, not a curated record.